AUGACAACAAUGGAAGGGGCCAGCGGGUCGAGUUUUGGAAUAGACACGAUUUUGUCUAGUGCCAGUUCGGGCAGCCCCGGCAUGAUGAAUGGAGACUUCCGCCCGCUCGGCGAGGCCAGGACCGCGGAUUUUAGGAGUCAGGCCACUCCGUCCCCCUGCUCGGAGAUUGAUACCGUAGGAACGGCGCCUUCCUCUCCCAUCUCGGUCACCAUGGAGCCCCCGGAACCUCAUCUGAUAGCGGACGGGCCCCAGCAUCACCACCACCUCCACCACAGCCAGCCGCCGCCGCCGCCAGCCGCGGCCCCCACGCAAAGUUUGCAGCCCUCGCCCCAACAGCAGCCGCCGCCGCCGCCGCCGCAGCCACCGGCCCAGCAGCUGGGCUCGGCCGCCUCGGCCCCCAGGACUUCCACCUCUUCUUUUUUAAUUAAGGACAUUUUGGGCGACAGCAAACCUCUGGCGGCGUGUGCACCAUACAGCACCAGCGUCUCCUCUCCCCACCACACCCCGAAGCAGGAGAGCAACGCAACACACGAGAGCUUCAGGCCAAAGCUCGAGCAGGAGGACAGCAAAACCAAACUCGACAAGCGGGAAGAGUCCCAGAGCGACAUCAAAUGCCACGGAACAAAGGAGGAAGGAGACCGGGAGAUUACGAGUAGCCGAGAGAGUCCCCCUGUGAGAGCCAAAAAGCCUCGCAAAGCUAGGACGGCUUUCUCCGACCACCAACUCAAUCAGCUGGAGCGUAGCUUUGAGCGACAGAAGUACCUGAGUGUGCAGGACCGCAUGGACCUGGCAGCUGCGCUGAACCUCACUGACACCCAGGUCAAGACCUGGUACCAGAACCGCAGGACCAAGUGGAAGAGGCAGACCGCGGUGGGCCUGGAGCUGCUGGCCGAGGCGGGGAAUUACUCAGCACUGCAGAGGAUGUUUCCAUCGCCUUAUUUCUACCACCCAAGCUUGCUGGGCAGCAUGGACAGCACUACCGCCGCCGCGGCUGCCGCCGCCAUGUACAGCAGCAUGUACCGGACUCCUCCCGCGCCCCAUCCCCAGCUGCAGCGGCCCCUGGUGCCCCGAGUGCUCAUCCACGGCCUGGGACCUGGGGGACAGCCGGCCCUCAAUCCCCUGUCCAACCCCAUCCCAGGCACCCCGCAUCCCCGGUGA
Molecule: messenger RNA, 1158 nt
Organism: Hippopotamus amphibius kiboko
Lineage: Eukaryota; Metazoa; Chordata; Mammalia; Artiodactyla; Hippopotamidae
Gene: BARHL2
Product: BarH like homeobox 2
Exons: 3
Coding region: 1-1158 (385 amino acids)
Biological process (GO): regulation of transcription by RNA polymerase II
Cellular component (GO): nucleus
Molecular function (GO): DNA-binding transcription factor activity, RNA polymerase II-specific; RNA polymerase II transcription regulatory region sequence-specific DNA binding
Source: RefSeq, a predicted model, not a curated record